AUGGGCGAGGAGAGCUUGUUCCGGUCGGCGGCAAUGUCGCUGAUCCAGCUGUACAUUCCGUCGGAGAGUGUGCAUGCUACCGUGACCGAGCUCGGUGAGCUGGGAAACGUGCAGUUCAAGGACCUCAACCCCGAUGUCGCCCCGUUCCAGCGGACGUUUGUCGCGGACAUGCGCCGCCUCGACGAUAUGGACCGCCGCGUGCAGUUCCUCGACGCGCAGCUUGAGAAGGAGUCGAUUCCUGCGCGGCCCCUCGAAAGCGCGAUUCCGUUCCUGUCGCUCGGCGGCGAGGAUGCGACGCGCACACCGAUGUUUAUGGAGAAGCUCGCCAAGCAGCUCCAAGAGUACGAGGAGCGCAUCGCGCAGAUGAACGGCAGCUACGAGUCGCUGCAGCGCCGCCUCCAAGAGCUGGAGGAGUCGAAGCACGUCAUCCGCGAGACCGCCGUCUUCUUCCAGCAGGCCGAGGCGCAGCCGGAGCAGGUGCGUGUGAGCAUCGACGACGACGACCACGCGCCGCUCCUGGACGGCGAGCGCGCGCGCGGCGUGCAGGGCAUGAGCGGCCCGCCCCCUGCCUUUGACCUCGAGUUCGUCGCGGGCACGAUCGACCGCGCGCAUAUGGCGACGCUCGAGCGCAUCUUGUGGCGCGCCCUGCGCGGCAACCUGUUUAUGAACUACGCCGAGAUCCAGCAAAGCUUCGAGGACCCGUCGAGCGAGGAGACCGUGUACAAGAACGUGUUUGUCAUCUUUGCGCACGGCACGAGCGUCCUGGCCAAGAUCCGCAAGAUUUGCGAGGCGAUGGGCGGCACGCUCUUCCCGGUCGAGUCGGACGCCACGCAGCGCGAGGCGCGGCUGCACGAGGUGCUCGAGCGGAUCGAGGACCACGAGAAUAUCCUGUAUAGCACCAACGCGGCACGGCGCACCGAGCUCGUCAAGGUCGCCGAGUCGAUCCGUGCCUGGGGCGAUCUCGUGCGCAGGGAGAAGCUCGUCUACUCGACCAUGAACGACUUCCAGUACGACCCGCGGCAAAAGACGAUGGUCGCCGAGGGCUGGACGCCGACGGCGGACCUGCCGUCGGUGCAGCUCGCGCUCCGCCGCGCGACCGAAGACACCGGCGCGCACGUCUCGUCGGUGAUGCAGACGAUGCAGACAAAAGAGACGCCGCCGACACACCAGCUCGUGAACAAGUUCACCGAGGGCUUCCAGGCGAUCAUCGACGCGUACGGCUUUGCUACCUACCAGGAAGUGAACCCGGGUCUCUUUACGGUUAUCACCUUUCCUUUUCUCUUUGCGGUGAUGUUUGGCGAUAUCGGGCACGGUAUCCUGAUUCUGCUCGCGUCGGGCGCCAUGGUGCUGCACGAAAAGAAGCUGCUGCGCACCAAGCUCGACGAGAUUACCUCGAUGUUCUUCUACGGCCGCUAUAUUAUCGUCAUGAUGGGCGCAUUUGCCGUGUUCACCGGCCUGCUCUACAACGAUAUCUUUUCGCUCUCGAUGCACCUCUGGCACACGGGCUGGGAGUGGCCGCGCGGCAACGGCUCGCUGACCGCCGAGCCGACGGGGCGCGUGUACCCGAUCGGCCUCGACCCGACAUGGCACGGCGCAGAGAACAACCUCGUGUUUACCAACUCGCUCAAGAUGAAGCUCUCCAUUGUGCUGGGUGUCGCGCACAUGACAUUUGCGCUGUUCCUCAACGUGCCCAACGACCUGCACUUUAAGCGCAAGUCGUGGAUCGUCGCCGAGCUCCUGCCGCAGGUGCUCUUUAUGGAGUCGCUCUUUGGCUACCUCGUCAUUACGAUCGUCUACAAGUGGGCCGUGGACUGGUACGCGGUCGACGCGAGCGGCAACACGCGCAACUCGCCGCCGGGCCUGCUCAACAUGCUUAUCUACAUGUUCCUCAAGCCGGGCGUCGUGGACAAAGAGUCGCAGCUCUACUCGGGCCAGGCGACCGUGCAGUCCUUCUUGCUGCUCCUCGCGCUGGUCUGUGUGCCGUGGAUGCUAAUCGCAAAGCCCUACCUGCUCUACAAGGAGCACAAGGCGCGCGCGGGCUACCAUGCCGUCGGCUCGAACCGCGGCGAGCAGCGCGUCGACCAGAACGACGACGAGCGCGAGCUCCUCGACGAGGCGCCAGAGGAGGAAGAGGAGGAGGAAGAGUUUGAGAUCGGUGAGGUGGUCAUCCACCAGAUCAUCCACACGAUCGAGUUCUGCCUCGGAUGCAUCUCCAACACCGCGUCUUACCUGCGUCUGUGGGCGCUCUCGCUGGCGCACGCGCAGCUGUCGCAGGUCUUGUGGGACAUGACGAUCAAGAACGUGUUUGGCAUGACGGGCGUCUUUGGCGUCUUUGCCACCGUCUUUGCCUUCUCGCUCUGGUUCAUCCUGACCAUCUUUAUUCUCUGUGUGAUGGAGGGCCUCUCGGCCUUCCUGCACGCCCUCCGCCUCCACUGGGUCGAGGCGGGGUCCAAGCACUACCAGGCGACCGGCUACCCCUUUGAGCCGCUCACCUUUGAGGAAGUCGACGCAUAG
This is a messenger RNA of Malassezia japonica, 2514 nucleotides long. RefSeq lists its product as uncharacterized. Lineage: Eukaryota; Fungi; Basidiomycota; Malasseziomycetes; Malasseziales; Malasseziaceae. Bases 1 to 2514 code for a protein of 837 amino acids. Gene Ontology annotation, cellular component: vacuolar proton-transporting V-type ATPase, V0 domain; vacuolar proton-transporting V-type ATPase complex; fungal-type vacuole membrane. The transcript has a single exon. Gene Ontology annotation, biological process: proton transmembrane transport; vacuolar acidification. The record is from RefSeq and is a predicted model, not a curated record. Gene Ontology annotation, molecular function: proton-transporting ATPase activity, rotational mechanism; ATPase binding.